Sphenostylis stenocarpa is the source of this 504-nucleotide messenger RNA. The record is from the annotation of a GenBank genome assembly. NCBI's taxonomy places the organism in Eukaryota, Viridiplantae, Streptophyta, Magnoliopsida, Fabales, Fabaceae.
AUGGCUCACACAAAAAUGGAGACAGGUUUGGCUUUGAUGGUGAUUGCCAUGCUGUGCUCAGGAGGUGCAGCUCAAUCGAGUUGCACAAAUGUGUUGGUUAGCCUGUCACCGUGUCUCAACUAUAUCACAGGGAAUGCUUCAACCCCAUCUUCAGGAUGCUGCUCACAGCUUUCCAGUGUGGUACGCUCACAACCACAAUGCCUAUGUCAGGUUCUUAGCGGCGGUGGAUCAUCACUGGGGAUCAACAUCAACCAAACUCAAGCUCUGGCAUUGCCUGGUGCUUGUAAGGUGCAGACCCCACCCACCAGUCAGUGUAACAAUGUUGCUGCUUCACCACCAACAGGAACAGUCGCUGAAUCUCCAAACUCUGUUCCAUCAGGAACCGGAUCCAAAACCCUACCCACAACUGAUGGUGGCUUUUCCGACGGGACUUCCAUCAAGUUAUCGUUUCCUCUGAUACUUAUUUUGGCAGCAACAUAUGCUUCCACUUUCACGACAUACUGA